Molecule: messenger RNA, 2817 nt
Organism: Strongylocentrotus purpuratus (purple sea urchin)
Lineage: Eukaryota; Metazoa; Echinodermata; Echinoidea; Camarodonta; Strongylocentrotidae
Gene: rpn2
Product: dolichyl-diphosphooligosaccharide--protein glycosyltransferase subunit 2
Exons: 16
Coding region: 102-2000 (632 amino acids)
Biological process (GO): protein N-linked glycosylation
Cellular component (GO): oligosaccharyltransferase complex; membrane
Source: RefSeq, a predicted model, not a curated record
CAAAUGAGUCGAAUUGUAGUGAUACGUCAUUUUGAGGUCAGUCCGUGUUGAACUGAUCUUUGUAAUUGCACCUUUACAUUUUGUUCAAGAAAAUCAUCGAAAUGGCGAGAGGCUUGGUAUUUCUGCUGGUCCUGGUCUUCACGGUUGUGGGACAGUCGCUGAGUCCCAUCUCUACCCUGUCCUUGGACAGCCAGGCCAGGUUCAAGGCCAUCUUUGAGCAGGCCAAGCCCUACGCGGAUCUGAGCACGGCCCACUAUGCCAUCUUGGGACUGAAGCUGCUCAAUGCUCCCAUCCCCCAGCCCCAGGAGGCCUGCACCUUUUUGAAGGAGCAUCUGGAUGCCAACAGUAUCCAGUCCAUCUAUCAUGCCACCACGGCUGCCAAAACUCUGGGCAACUGCAAGGUGCCCUUGAGCAAUGGACAGCAAGUGUUGAAUUCCGCUGUCACCGAUAGCUCAGACGUAGCGACAGUUUUCUAUGCUGUCUCAGCGCUGGCUGCCCUUGGCCUCACCAUUAACUCUGCUGAAGUGGCAAAGGCUUUGGAUGCCGGACUGAAGAAAGACGACAGUGUUUUGAGUUCCAGUUUGGCUCUCCAUGUGGCAUCCAUGUUGUCUAAUGAAACCAAUGUCGAUAAAUACCAUGAUCUCAUAGAAGAUAUUGUAGCACAAGCAGAUGAAGUAGGAGAAAAAUAUUUACAGUUUGAUUCGUUACAGCAGACAACAAUUUUCAUAGAAGGAGCAUAUAAACUAUCUGGAGUAGUCAAUAAAGCACCAGUUAUUAGCGAGGAGCAAGUAGUGCUUUUAGGAAAUUACAUCGUUAGCAGACAAUCUACACAGAGCGUCCGUAAUGCAUACUUUGUCCUCAGUGGAACCAAAGCCCUGUCAGAUAACAAGUUCCAAAUUCCAGUGGCAUUCGCCCUGGCCGGCCCAGUGGCCGUCACUUCUGCCCAGCCCAGCAUCAGUGUGCGAGUAUCCAACCUGUUCUCAGCCAGCCUGGGCAAGCUGAUCGUCGUGGCCACCUCCGUCCAGUCCCAGAGUGAGGGAGACACAGCUGCUAGCAACCUGCCCCUCUCUGGCACUAGUGACCCAUCCAUCUACCAAGUGAACCUCAUGGAAUCUAAGCUGUCGCCCGACUUCUACCGUGUGGUCCUGGAUGCCACGCCCUCCCAGGCCGACACCCGCCUUAUUGGUCUGGCCGAUGGUGCGGUCACGGUCAAGGUCACGACCCAGGUCACACUGGACACUGCAGAGAUCAACGUGAUCGACAAGGAUCAGUCCAUCACAGCCAAGACCAUGAGGGUCAAGUACCCUGAGAAGGUGACCAAGGGCAUCGAGGCUGACCAUCAUCAGAACCUGGUGGUCAAGUUCAGCCUCAAGGACAAGUCUGGACAGCCCAUCGAGGCUCACCAGACCUUUGUCCGCAUCACCAACGUGAAGACCAAGCAGGAGGUCAUCUUCACGGCCGAGGCGGAUUCCGGCAAGGUCUACAAGUUCACCCUGGACGUCGCUGAGAGCGGCAAGGAAUACUUCAAGGAUCUGUCUGGACGCUACUCCAUCGACCUCAUCAUCGGAGAUGCCGUCAUCCAGAAUCCAUUCUUCUGGAACUUGGCCGAGGUGUCCCUGCAGUUCCCCGAGUCGGAAGCCAGGCCCUCUCUCCCAGCCGGCAGCCAGUACAAGCAGCUACCCAAGAUCGAGCACAUGUUCCGUGUCGCUGAGAAGCGUCCUCCCUCGGUCGUCUCCAAUGCUUUCACCGUCCUCGUCUUGGCUCCCCUUGUUCUUCUCUUCCUCCUGUGGGCCAAGCUUGGAGCCAACAUCAAUAACUUCUCCCCAUCCCCCAGUGCCUUGGGCUUUCAUCUUGGUCUAGGAGGAAUCUUUGCCUUGUACUACUGCUACUGGACGUGUCUGAACAUGUUCUCUACGCUUCAGUACCUGACCAUCCUGGGGGGCAUCACCUUCCUGUUUGGUAACCGUCUCCUCAGUGGCAUCGCACAGCAAAAGAAGUAGCAUAGUUUUACACAACAAUAAGAGAAAGGUCAUCAAUUCGUCCCGACCAACCAAACAACAAGAGGAGAAUAAUGCAAUUUAAUUUGAACUGUAAUGUACCUCAUUGUUUAAUUGAGGGGAAUUUAUAUACAUGUGAAAUACAAAGGUUCAGUCAUUACAAGUAAAAUAUUGCUGUUUUGUAAAUUUUUGAAAGUCACUAAUUUUUAGUGAAUCUAAGAAUAGUUUAUCUUUAUAAAAUUACUGGUGAAGGGCUUUUUUGUAGUUUUUUUUUCGCUCUUGGACAUUUCAGUUGAGUAUAGACGUUAUAGAACUUUUGUUUGAUGUAGUUAGAAAAUUGUAGAGUACCAUAAAGAUCAUGUUUCUUAUUCAUAUGUUUAUGAACAAUACAUGCAGGACAACACAAAACUUAACAAGCAGAAGUAAAUAUACUAGCCUACUGUAUGUCUAAAUAAGGUAGCAUGUAGAAUUUGCAUUUUUGUCAAACUUCCAAGUAAGAUUGCCAUUAUUGUGUAGGAAUUUUGCAUUCUUGAUAUGUUCAAACCUCUGCAUAAAUGUUCUUCUUUGCAUUCUGGUUUGUACUUGUACGUCUGUGCAGGGGCAUCUUAAAUGUAUUACUUUAUUUCCUUGGAUUACUAAGGUUUCUCCAACAAUGUACCUUGUUCAAAAUGGGGUUGUUUUCUUGAUUUUGUCUAAAUGUGUCAAUUCCAGUUAAAUUAAGCAGAUUCUAUUGUGAACCAUAUUGAAAUGUGUGUUCUGUCAUGCUUAUAAAGUAUAUUUAAAAAAAUAAAACAGAUGACUGGAUUUCAACUUUCACCCA